UUCUGUUAUGACUACCAAGAAGAUUUUGUUUCUAUUAUGGUUUAAAUAACAACAAUAAUUUAAGUUUACUUUAAAAAUGAGCCAUUUGAGCAAUUCGCUAUAAACAAUUAAAUACAUUCUUUAAACCAGUGGAUUGUCUUUGGAUCAAGACUGUUUUAUUCUUCACUAUAUAUUAUCAUGAGUGUGGUCGAAGAUAAGGAAAAAUUAUAUCCUGAAUGUUAUUUUGAAUCUAAAGAGAAUAUCAAAAAAAAAUUACCAGGAAACAUUUUUAAUGAAAUCUUUGAUGAAAUAAGCAAUGAUUUAAAAAUUAAUGAACUCAUUAAAAUAAAUGACAAAAAUGUUUAUUUAGACAAUGCUGCAUUUGGCCGUGCAUAUAAUGAUGUAGUUUCUUUAAGUCUGCAACUAAAAAGUUUUGCUGAGGAGAAUCCAGAUAUUUUUUAUGAUCAACUCUGUGUGCCAUUAACUGACUACACUUACCAAGUCCUCUCCGAGUUCUUUAACAGUGAAAACGUUCUUUUGGUGCCAAAUUGCACAUUUGGAAUGAACGCUGUUCAAGAGUACUUGAUACGAGAGAAAAGGUAUUCAACGGUGGCUCUACUGAAUCCACUAUACAAGGCAACCCGGGCACAGUUAGAAACAUUACAACAUGACAAUUUAAUAAAUAAAAUUGUACACAUCUCACCUGGUACAAACGCUUUAUUUGAAGAAGAUGCUAAUGUUAUUUUAAGUUCUAUUACAAAAAAGUAUAACAAAUGUAAAUUUGAAGUGUUAUUUUGUGAUGCAGUUGCUAGUGAAAGUGGCAGAGUAUUGCCUUUAAAGGAAAUUUGCGAAUUUUGUGAGACAAAAAAAAUAAUUUUAGUUGUUGAUGGAACCCAGUGCUGCGAACUUCUUUUAGAGGAAAAUAUAAAUAUACUUCAACAUGUUGACUACUUUGUUAUGAGUACACACAAAUGGAUAGGCAAUGUUAAAACUUGUGGUGUAAUUCGUUUUAAAACUAUUGAAGCUUGUCCGAGGCCUCCAGCAAUAUCAUACGGAUGGAACAACUCCAAAAGAAAAACAUAUGCUCAAAUUAAAGCAGGGUACAUGUGGUUAGGGAUGUUGGAUACAUACAUCUCAUAUAUAACAUUGUCUAAAGCAUUAAAAAUUUUUAAAAAAUAUGGCAAAGCUCAACUGCAGUACGCUGCAAGCCUUUUAGACAACGGAUUGUUAAACACUUUAUGUGUAAAACCUUUGCUGCCCAAAACAAGAGCGCAAAGAGUUAUAAAUACUUUUGAGUUAACAAGUUGUCAGUUUUGUUUAAUAAAAAACUUAAAGGAAUCACAAGAAGCAUUUCAAGAUUUUGGAGUGUUUGUUUCUAUUAAGUCCACUGAGCCAGACUGCUUCUUACAUGAAUCUAAAGAUUCCAUUAAAGAUGAUGAUAACAAAAAAGUUUCAAACAAUAAAGAGAGUGUUUUUAAGCAUAAAAAACUUUUAUGUAACGGAAAUAACAACUACAAUGAUUCUGAAGAACAAAUGUUGCAAAAUUUUGAGUUUACAAAUUACCAUUUGAAAUUCGUUAGAGUAUCUUGUUGGACAUACAACACUUCAAACAAUUUUGAAUUAUUUGCCAAUAUAUUUAAGAACAGUUUAUCUUUGACUAAAACAAAAGAUAGCGGAAUACGACGGCAAUUUUUGCACACCUUUGAUCUUUAUGAGAAAUUAUUCUCAGUUUUAAAACCGGAAGCUUUUUUUGUUCGAGCCGAACCUCUUCGUCAUCAUCUUAUCUUUUACUUUGCCCACACUGCAGUAUUCUAUAUAAACAAGCUGGUAGUAAGUGGCUAUUUGGAUUCUAAAAUGAGAAUAGAUCCAAUAAUUGAAUCUAUAAUGUCUGUGGGAGUUGACGAAAUGUCUUGGGACGAUUGGCGUGAAGAUAACUACGUUUGGUCCACGUAUUCAAAGGAAAAAAAAGUUCAAUAUAUAGAAGAAAUUAAAAGUUAUCGCAUCCAGGUUAAAAAACUAAUUUUACAGCUGCUUGAUUCUCACCCAAUAACUUUACCGAUUAACUCAAGAAGUUUUCAUUGGGUAAUUUUAAUGGGAAUUGAACAUGAAAAUGUUCAUCUUGAAACAAGCGCUGUGAUUAUUUCUCAAGUUCCGCCAUCUUUAAUUAAAAAAAGACAUAAUUUUAACUUUCCAACAUACUACUCAAAAAAAAGCUCGAAUAAUGGAUCAUCAUUUUUGUCUUGCAAAAAUAUUUUAGUUGAGAUUCCUGGUGGUAAAAUAUUUAUGGGAAAAGACAACUUGGAAAGUGAUAUCUAUGGAUGGGAUAAUGAGUAUGGAUCCGAGGAAAAGUUAUUGCUACCUUUUAAAGCCAGUAAAAUGCUUGUCUCUAAUGCAGAAUAUUUAGAGUUUGUUGAAGCUGGUGGGUAUACAGAGUUUGGUAAAAAAUGGUGGUCAACUGAAGGAUGGAGUUAUGUCAGUGAUUUAAAAGUUACAAUGCCACGAUUUUGGGUGAAUAAAAAUACUUACAGGUCUCUUUUAAAAGAAAUUCCAAUGCCAUGGGAUUUUCCAGUUGAAGUAAAUAAUCUAGAAGCAGAAGCAUUUUGUCGGUGGAAAAGUGAAACAAGUGGCAUUGAGGUACGGCUUAUAUCUAUGGAAGAAUCGUUUCACAUGAGAACUCUGGUACAAAACGAAACAUUAAACACAAAUAUAAAUAAAUACGCAUCACCGACACCGGUUAAUCUAUUUGGUGGAUUAAUAGGGGGACAAAUGGUUUACGAUGUCUCUGGAAACGUCUGGCGUCAUAGUUGUUCUAUUCUAACAAUAAUGAAUGGUUUUAAAAUUGAUCCGCUUUACGAAGAUUAUACUAUACCUCUUUUAGAUGGAUUUCACAAUCUUCUUUUAGGUGGAUCUUGGAUUUCAGUCGGAAAUUCAGCAAAUAUGAAUACAAGAUAUGCUUUUCGAAGACAUUUUUAUCAGUACGCUGGUAUAAGAUACGUAAAAAGUGAAAAUGAUUUCAAUAAAAGAGUACAUAAAAUGUUUUCAAAUCUGGCCGUUGGAGAAAAAUUGACCGAACAUUAUACUAACUUCAUUGCAGAAACUUUUGUAGAAAAAAAACCUGUUUCAAAUUGGCCUUUAACAAUCGGAAACAAAGCUGUGGAGCUAAUUAAUGAAUAUCAAAAUUUUGAUACAGAAAGAAAACUCAAAGUAAUGAUUGUUAACGGAGGUGCUGGGCGUGCUGCAUUGGAAAUACUAAGAAAAUGUAGUAACCUAGAAAUUGAGUUUACGGGAUAAACUGCAAACAAUCUGCAACUUUUAAAGAGUCUUUUAGAGGAGUCAUCAAUAAGUUGGCUUCAGAAAGUUGAGGGAGAGAUAGCAGAGUCAACAUCAUUUUAUCUUAAACCUGAAGAAAGUAAAGAAAAUCUUUUAGAGAAAAAAAA
Molecule: messenger RNA, 3416 nt
Organism: Hydra vulgaris (swiftwater hydra)
Lineage: Eukaryota; Metazoa; Cnidaria; Hydrozoa; Anthoathecata; Hydridae
Molecular function (GO): S-adenosylmethionine-dependent methyltransferase activity
Source: RefSeq, a predicted model, not a curated record